CACCCGGCUCGCUCGGACGGCGCUCGGCGGCUCGGAGGGCUCUGGCGCCGCUCUUCUACGCUAGCGCUCGCCGCGACCGCACGCUCGGCCGCCCGCCCAGCGCCCGCUUACCGUACGCUCGCUACUUCACAAACUUUGAAAGUGCACACCCGGACUUUUUGUGUUAUUUAGUGUUCAAAACAACGAUUUGUAACGUUUAAACGUGGAUUUUCAAAAAGCUCUAGGAUUUCCCAGCGAUCUGAACUCAUUAAAAGUGGUGGGCCGCGCGGAUGGAGCCGGCGGCUCGCGCCUGAGUGCCGAGCACAGCGCCCCCUGCGCACGCGCCAUGGGCGACCUGCCGCACGCGUACGCGGAGCCGCGCCGCGCGCCGCUCUACGCGCACGCGCAGCUGCCGCCCCCGGAGCUGUCAAUACACGCAGUGUCGAACCACGAGCUUCUCAAGCCUAAAGAUGAACCAACCUACGGCUUAGCUUCUUCCAGCUUGUGCUCCUUGAACCUGUCUCAUGCGGGUACGCCAUACGAUAGCCGGCUGUGCCUCCAGGACAAUGGACCCGAUACCUCCAAUCAGACUGUGAAAGGCGACGAGGAACUAUCACGGGUGUAUCAGACCCUGACACUGCCGCCACUACCCAGGGAUGAAAGCGCUCAUAUCAACAGUAACGAAACAAAGAUUACACCAAAGUCAUCAGCGCCAGCUAGUCCAGGCAGCUCUUCAGAAAUGAACCCUCAAUCUACCACACCGGCGUCUCCAAACCUGACUAAGCCGCCAUACUCUUAUGUGGCCCUGAUAACCAUGGCUAUACAGACCAGCCAGGCUAAACGAGCCACCUUAAGUGAGAUUUACGCUUAUAUAACCAAACAGUUCCCAUACUAUGAAAAGAAUACCAAAGGUUGGCAGAACUCCAUCAGGCACAAUUUAAGCCUGAAUGAGUGCUUCAUCAAAGUGCCCAGGGAAGGGGGCGGAGACAGGAAGGGCAACUACUGGACCCUUGAUCCGCAAUGUGAGGAUAUGUUCGAGAAUGGGAACUAUAGGCGGAGGCGACGCAUGAAGAGGCACUUCCGAGCCACGCCGUAUCCUAAGCCGAUCUACGGGGAUGGAUACCACGUGUCCCACGUUCAACACCCGCACAUACAAACGAUCCAACUCGGCCCGAGGAACUACUUCGGAGCCAACUCUCCGUACCCACCUUCAUACCCGCGAUAUGAGAACCCCUGGUUGACUCAGCCCGCCACCGGCUUGACGUACAACAGCGGCUGCGGCAACAUGGGCCGCAGCCCGCCCGGCUGCUCGCCCGCCCUGCCGCACCAGCCGGCCCCGGCCGCCACGCACCACUUCGCCACGCACCAACUGCAGGGGCAGCUCCAAAGCCAACUGCAGACGAUGCAGCCGAUGCCGAUGAACACUUACAAUGCUAUUAAUGUACCUAUAGAUGGCUCCUCAAGUCCAGGCUCCGCAUAUGCUGCACCCGGAGAGUUCUCCCCAAGCCGGCAUCACGACAUUGUCACGUCGUCUGACACGGCUGUCUCUCGCUUCUCAUUCUGGCCUGAUGGUGGAUCCCCGAGCCCGAAUGCAGGAUACGUACCCACCAGCAAUUUCUCCCCUCCUCGACAGCACGACACAGUCACUUCGUCAGAUGCAGCUGGUCGAUUUUCAUUUUGGCCAGAAGUUGGUGUGAAAGAAGAAUCUUCUUCUAGCAUCAUAUCCAACGGCGCCUCGUUCUCUAAAUGCUUCAUGUGAAGGAAGUGAAGAUUCGAGGAUAAGACCAGAGCCGAUUCAGUUGUGCACAAAUCUCUAGAUUGACGGAUCAUAAUCCUUGGCCGCGAGGAAUUAUAGUCACAGAAUAAUAGCAUUUGGCAGUUUAGUUUGGGGAUUUGUGUUCAACAGACUUAUCACGACUAUCCAUUCAAAAUGCUGAGUGAAAUAAAUGGAUUUCAGGACUUUGAAUGGAUACCUUGGAGAUUACUACUUACACACCUUC
Molecule: messenger RNA, 1979 nt
Organism: Pararge aegeria (speckled wood butterfly)
Lineage: Eukaryota; Metazoa; Arthropoda; Insecta; Lepidoptera; Nymphalidae
Product: forkhead box protein L2-like
Exons: 11
Coding region: 326-1738 (470 amino acids)
Biological process (GO): anatomical structure morphogenesis; cell differentiation; regulation of transcription by RNA polymerase II
Molecular function (GO): RNA polymerase II cis-regulatory region sequence-specific DNA binding; DNA-binding transcription factor activity, RNA polymerase II-specific
Source: RefSeq, a predicted model, not a curated record